This is a messenger RNA of Silurus meridionalis, 1943 nucleotides long. RefSeq names its product beta 3-glucosyltransferase a (gene b3glcta). Gene Ontology annotation, cellular component: membrane. The transcript is spliced from 16 exons. Lineage: Eukaryota; Metazoa; Chordata; Actinopteri; Siluriformes; Siluridae. The coding region runs from base 92 to 1579 and encodes 495 amino acids. The record is from RefSeq and is a predicted model, not a curated record. Gene Ontology annotation, molecular function: acetylglucosaminyltransferase activity.
UGCAGAAUCACCCUGGCUUUGGAUCCCGACUCUGUCACCGGAGUGGAGGCAGUUUUACCGGGGAUCUCUCGGGGUAAACUAACUGUCCGUAAUGAUGGUUGCUUUCGGAUACAAUGCAGCAGCGUUGAUGUUGUACUCACUCGUGGCCUCCAUUGCUGCAAGCAAAGAUGGGAACAAGAAAGUCUCGAAGGUCCAAGAGGCUGACAGACAUCCCCAUGAACGUCAGCUCCAACUGAGGGAGCUGGUGUUUGUCAUCCAGAGCCAGAAGAACUCCUUCCAUGCCGAGCGAGCACAGAGACUCCGAGCAGAUCUCCUUUCACAAGCUGAAGCACUCCAAGCGAGCCUUCCAGCCAUCCUGCUCCUUCACACACUGUCUGGAAACGAUGGGGACUGGAGCAUUCUUCCCCUGCUGCCCUAUUUUUCCUCUCAAUUUGGAAAAAACUCUUCAUGGGUUGUGUUCCUUGAAGAGGAAACGAAUGUAAAACUGGAGAAACUCCACAGCAUCUUUAAGAAGUUUCAGCGCCAAAAAGAAUGGUUUCUUGGCAAGCCGCUUCAAGAUGACGAAUCCACCAUCAUCCACCAUUACGCCUUCGCUGACAACCCGUCUGCCUUCAAGUACCCCGACUUUAGUGCAGGGUGGGCCCUGAGCAUGCCACUUGUCAACAGGCUCUCCAGUAAAGUCCAAAACCAGCCUCUGAGGUCGGACUUCACCAUAGACCUCAAACAUGAGGUGGCGCUGUAUAUCUGGGACGAAGGCAAAGGGCCUCGGCUCACUGACGUUCCUGAACUGUGUACGUUGCCGGAGAAUUCAACUCAAGCCCGGCAGUGUGCCACUACUGUUAACACACAUUCACCACUGUGUGGUGAACCUGUUAAAAAGGAGAACAUGUUUGUGGCAGUAAAAACUUGCAAGAAGUUCCACACUGAAAGAGUCCCUGUGGUGAAGAAGACGUGGGAGAAACAAGCUUCACAUCUGGAGUAUUACAGUGAUUAUGCUGAUCCUUCGAUCCCAACCGUUGACCUUGGUGUCCCCAACGCAGACAGAGGUCACUGUGGGAAAACCUUUGCCAUCCUGAAAAGAUACGUGAGCAACGCUGUACCAAAAUCCGACUGGUUGCUCAUCGUAGAUGACGACACACUUAUCAGCUUGCCCAGACUACGAGCACUGCUCAGCUGUUAUGAUCCCACAGAGCCGGUGUUCCUUGGGGAGCGUUACGGUUACGGGCUCGGCCAGGGAGGAUACAGCUAUAUCACAGGAGGAGGAGGGAUGGUGUUCAGCAGGGAAGCAGUUAUCAAGCUCUUGGCCAGCGGCUGUAAAUGUUACAGUAACGAUGCUCCUGACGAUAUGGUGUUGGGGAUGUGUUUCAACUCUCUGCGGCUUGCUGUCACACACAGCCCACUGUUUCACCAGGCACGGCCAGAGGAUUAUGCCAAAGACUUUCUAGCCCACCAGACUCCCAUUUCUUUCCACAAACACUGGAAUAUUGACCCAAUCGCUGUGUUUUACAAGUGGCUGACUGACGAUGUCGAUGAAUCCAGUACAGAACAGCUCAGAAAAGCCUCUAAAGAAGAGUUAUAGCAAGCAGAGACUUUAUUGAGACUGAGACACGGACAGGCCAAUGGAGGUUGCAGGGAUUCGUGGAGCUGCUUGGACGCCUUUGUCUCUCUUUUUUUUUUUUUUUUUUUUUUUUUUUUUUUUUUUUUUUUCAGCUUGAUUGGAAAUUUCAGGACUGGACAGGCUGUUUCAUGGCAGACAGCACUGUCUCCUUCCUCCUUCCUAACCCUGAAGUGUGUGCAGUUUUAAAAGUCUCAGAGAAUAAAAAAGUACUCAGAAAUGAUUUUAAAAAAAAAGGUAUUGUCAAAUGUUGGACAGGAAAUGUGUGUGAAAUAUUUAUAAUUUUGUUUAAUAUUUUUUUUCCUCAAAUGUUGUAUAUUAUAUUACU